UCCAAAAGGUCACAGGUCACUGAGGAAUCCAUAGAAACAGGAAACGAAGCUUCCUCGGUCCAGUUUGAAACAUCAAAACCUGUUUCCUUUCUCCACCGCAGAUAAAAUCACCGGCAGGGCACAUUUCUGCAGGUUUGUUGCAAACGCUGCAGCUGAUGGGGAAAAGGCGGCACAAGCUUUCUGUGAGGAAUAUCUGAGAGACAUUGCCCAGCGUUUACAAAACAUGAGAACGAGGGAGGUAUACGUGGUGCUGGUUUUAAUGUUCUUGGAAUGGAGAAGCACAGGAGCCAGUUCCACAGUCAGGGACCUGGAGAUACCUGUGGUCCACGAAGCGGAAACAAGUCACCCUAGCUUGACUUCUAGUGAAACACCGGACUUCAGACAUAUGGAGGCAACACCUGCACCUCCCACUGCAGAAAAUCCAAUCUCUUUGGUGAAUACAAGCCGUGAGGAUGAGGAAAGACGUAGCAUUCCUCUACCUACAAAAGAGUCUCUAGGACUGCAAACUCCAUUAGCAACACAGGAGAAGAAUUCCUCAACCCUUAUGAGUCCCAGAAGAGGGAUCAAUGAUAACGGCUUUCCUAAUGCUAAGAUGCAAGCUCUUUCUAACAGCACAGGGAUCCCCUCAAAAAGCCUUCCUAGAAAAGGCCCUCUUCAAAGCGAAGUUCCUAGAAGCCAAAAAGGAGCGACAGGGAACAGAUCUUCCAGGCAGUCGGACUAUAGCAGCAGCAAAACACCCAACUUUGAAACUACCAGGGGAAAGAAUUGGUGCGCUUAUGUUCAUACACGGCUGCAGCCCACCAUAGUGGUUGACAAUGUGGAAAACUAUGCCUCGGGCAGAAACAAACUAUGUAGUUGGAUUAGUGGACCCUGCGGAUCAAGCUCUCAGUCAAGGACUCACCAAGCUUACAGAGUCAAACAUAUGAUUGUGACUUCACUGGAGUGGAAGUGCUGUCCUGGAUACAGUGGACAAACCUGCCAGCCCAAAGCUCAACAGGAUCAAUUGCUUAUUCACAGCAACCAGGCUGAAAGCAACGCAGCUGUCAACGGUGGAACCCUGGGAAACCAACUGCCGUAUCAGCAACAGCAGGACCUCACCAACCCAGCAGUUGCACAAAAAAUGAAUGAGCAGAUUAGCAGCCAGGAGAUGAAACUGACUUUGCUACAGAAGAAGGUUGACAACAUUUCCGUCGUCAUGAGUGAUGUGAGCAAGACACUCUCCUCUCUGGAAGGCAAAAUCAAUGAAGAUAAGGGCAGGGACUUGCAGGCUUUUCUAAAAGGUCUCAAGUCCAAAAGCAUUAAUGAGCUAGUGAACGAGAUUGUAAAAGAGCAGAUCAAAGUCUUCCAAAAUGACCUGCAAGAAACUCUAGCCCAGAUUUUCAAGAUUAUGUCUGGUCUAACUGAAAAUCUCGAGAGUACCAAAGAAAUGGUCAAAAGUUUGAAUGCAUCUCAACAAAAAUUUGCCUUGGAAAUAGAAAAUAGACCAGGAAAGAUGGAAAUCCUAGAGAUAAAGACCCAGAUCCUGCACACUGAAAAACAGAUAAGCAUUACUUGUGAUCAGCCAAUCAGAGAUCUGCAGGACAAGCAGGUGGCUAUGGAAAUUGCCUUGGAGCAUCAAAGCUCAAAGAGUAACAUUUACUACGAAUCUCUGAACAAGACUCUGAGCCAAAUGAAAGACGUUCAUGAGCAGCUGUUAUCAGCUGAAAGGGUCUCAGAUCAAAACAUCCCUACAGCGAUGGAAAGUAAAUCAGCAAGUGAUAACAUUACAGAUUACGUGAUUGGUCUGCAUGAGAAAGUGAAAACACAGAGCUUGAUGGUUCUGCAGCUUUAUGAUGACCUCAGAGUCCAAGACAGCAAGAUCAACAACCUCACUCUAGCGCUAGAGAUCCAGAAAGACUCCUUACCAGGAGCAUUCGAGGACGUGUUAGCCGAGUGCCGGAAGGAAUUCCAAACGCAGCUGAAAGGGGCAGAAGAGAACAUGCUUACUUUAAACAGAACAAUGGAGAACAUUGUGUUUCCUUUGGAUGAUAAGAUGGACAAAAUGACAGAGCAGAUUAAUGACCUCUGUUAUGAUAUGGAGAUUCUCCAGCCUUUGAUUGAGCAAGGAGUGCCUUUUAGCCUCACGUCAGAUGAUGACCAGCAGAUCAAAGUGGAAGCUGUAAACAAGAAGCUGGAAAACUUAACUAAUGUUGUGACCGGUUUGAGUUCCACCAUCGAGGGACUCACCAGCAGCCAAAAGGAGCUCAAAAACAAAGCUCAAGCUCACAAGGAAGAAUCUGAGAGACGUAUUGAGGAAUGUUUUGUUUUAAUGGAAGAUGGCUUAAACAAGACCAUGAUGGUUAUCAACAGCGCCGUCGAUUCUAUUCAAGAUAACUAUGUGCUGAAGGAAACACUGGAUACCUUGAGAAAUGAAACAAAAGCCUGCUGUCAUGGAGCAGAGAACUCAGAAAGCAUAUUGACAUGGAUAUCUCAGUUCCAACUCAUGAAUGAAUCCCUUCAGAUACUAGUCAAUGAGAAUCAAAAAUCUAACUCUGUUGUAAAAAGGACUCUGCCAUUUUUCAAUCCUUCAUCAGAUGAACAGGACAAAAUAAGGUUCCCUGAUCUUAAUCAAGACCGUCAAGUUUUCAACAUAACAGCUUUUUCAAAUAUGCAAGAGCAUAACCGAGACACUGGUCACCGGGAAGAGAGGAUCUUGAACCCGACAGAGGAGCGUGAAGAUCAUGAAGUUCGCCUGCAGGCUGUGGAAGCAAAAAUUGCCAAGUUUUUGGCAAACAACUGUGUCUCAGUACGAAAUGUCAAAGCUGCUUUAGCAGAAAAGGACAAAGUGGUUUCGGGUCAGUUUCAGACUCUGAGUUCCAGAAUCAGAGCACUGGAAGUCAAAUCCAUCCGGGUGUCCGUGAGCAUCCCACUCUUAAACAAGACUGCUUAUGAAGCGAGAAGCUUGUGUCGAGAUAUCUCUGGAAGAAUUCAAGAGGUGAAUGCCAGCAUCCCCAGGUUAAUGCAAGUUGCUCACCCAGAUAUUGUGCUAUUUCAGAAGGGCUUGCAAGAGUUCACUGAAUCUGUGCUGGAGAUAAAAGCAGGAACGAUCCUAUCAAACCUAACCGGGUAUAUAGACAAGUCCCUUACUGAUGCAGUAUAUAAUAUUACCAAACGUCUGAAGCCAACUCCUCCAGUUGUAAAAAAGCCAGGAACUGUGAAAAAGCCGACGGUGAACACUACUGCAAGCCAGUCUGGACGGAGCCAGAGAAAUACAGAUAUUUUGGAUGCAGGUGAUUAUUUGAGCUGCAGUAGUUCCCCUUGCCAAAAUGGAGGCACCUGUGUCAAUGAAAGGAAGGGCUUCGUCUGUGCUUGCCGCUAUCCCUUCGGAGGAGCCGACUGCAACACAAAGAUGAUGGAGGAAAAUGCUGCUGCCAUAGAUUUCUCAAAAGGAUCUUACAGGUAUGCGCCAAUGGUGGCCUUUUUUGCUUCACACACCUACGGGAUGAAUACUCCUGGUCCUAUUCGGUUUAACAAUCUGGAUGUAAAUUACGGCUCUUCCUAUGUCCCAGCAACUGGAAAGUUCCGUGUGCCGUAUCUCGGUGUUUAUGUUUUUGAAUAUACUAUUGAGUCACGCAGCCCACGCCUCUCUGGCUACCUAGUGGUUGACGGAACAGACAAACUGACUUUCCAGUCCGAAAACACAAAUGAAGAGAAAUACAUGGAUAGGGUAGUGAGUGGGUAUGCCUUACUGGAACUGAAUUAUGGUCAAGAGGUCUGGCUCAGACUGGCAACAGGAUCUAUCCCCGCCAAAUACCCACCUGUAACUACAUUUACUGGAUACUUGCUGUACCGUACAUAAAUCAGUUGCACAUAGAAGCUCUCCUCCACAACGAAAACUCUUUCCUUUUGCUUCUAAGUUCUCCUUCUACCACCGCAAUGUGAAUCUCAUUUAAAGUUGCACCAUUUCUCUCAAUAUGAAAUUUGGGACUUCAACUGUCAGAAAACAGAAAUGCACAAUCUUUCCCAUUACUGUAAUUCUAUAAGGGGGGGGGAGCUUUAUUUCCUCCUGCAGUUAUUAAAACCCAAGGAGCCCUUGUGGACAGUAAGUGUCAACCCUUGUCUCAUUAAGUACAGUCAAACUUCCUAAUUUCCCAGCUAUACCAACUUAUCUUCCACUGGAUCAUUGGAAGUCUCGUCUCAUUAGGUGGAUGUUUUCAGCAUAUCCACAAUCUUAGCUAGAAUUUUGCACCAGUACUAAAGAAGUGCUACAGUUUAUAAAUUUUAUCACCAUUGUGAACCAAUUGUGUGUCAGCAAUUGCGUGAAUAUAGGCUGCUCACACACUAAUCAGAUCAGGACGCCUUUGUUCCCAAUUUUUAGAGACAGUUACAGAAAAAUAGAGGGCCCACUGGGUAAGGAAUGAUAUUGAGUACAUGUAGAAUACAUAGGCCUCCUCUGGGUCCCAAUCCUAUACAGAGCUAUCCAGUGUGGCGCAGCAAUUAGAGUGUCAAAUGAGGACUUGGGAGACCCAAGUGUAAAUCCUGACUAUGCCAUGAAGCUUUCUGGGUGAUCUUGAGUCAGCCUCUCCCUCUCAGCUUACUUUGUCUACCUCACAGGGUUGUUGUGAGGACAGAAUGGAGGAAGAGAGGAUUAUGUCUACCACCCUCAGUUCUUUGGAGGAAGGGUAGAAUUAAAAUGUAUAAAUAAGUUCAAGUCCAUAGAGGUCAAUGGGUUUCCUAGGUAUGUGCAGGCUAAGCCUAUAGAUGUCAAUCGGUUUAGACUGAAAUCAGUAGGUUUGGACUGGAGUCAUUGUCUAGGAUAUGUCUACCACCCUCAGUUCUUUGGAGGAAGGGUAGAAUUAAAAUGUAUAAAUAAAUUCAAGCCCAUAGAGGUCAAUGGGUUUCCUAGGUAUGUGCAGGCUAAGUCUAUAGAUAUCAAUUGGUUUAGAUUGAAAUCAGUAGGUUUGGACUGGAGUCAUUGUCUAGGAUUGCUCUGCUGGGGUAGCUUUCAUUUCCCCCCCAGUAUUUAAACCUUCUGGUCUCAUUUUGUUCAUAUCACAUUUUGCAAUUGGUUACAAAUAACAAGGACACAACGUCUCCAUUUAAACACUGGAGUUUCAAGGGGUAAAAAACUCAUUCACUAUUGUAAAAAAAUUGACUGAUUUCAAUUUAACAAAUUAAUAAAUUAAUCACCUGGAUAAAGUAAGGGUGAUACUUUUAGGAUACUGGGAAAUGAUCAUUUCUCUUGACUUUUAUUUUUAACAAGAUUUUGAGGGGUGGGGGGCAGAAUCAUCCUUAAUGCUUUGUAUAAUUCAAGAGAAAUAAAUGGGUUGCAUGUCGUCAGCACGCUAUACCCUUCACAGGGGAGAGCUUUGAUGAAAAUCUGAUUAAAAAUCCAUGUAUUUAAUCUGCAGUUAGUAAAUUAGACAAUUAAUAGCAUCAAUUAAGGGAUUAACACUUCUGUCCCGCUGUCAGUCCUGCAGGACUGAAUUUUACUGUUAUUGGAUAAGAAAUUUGUGACGAUUAAAAUGUCGAGCAAAAAAUAAAAGGAAAAAGAAAGAAAUCUUCCCACCUCUGCUUUUUGCCCAUUCCAUAUUCUUAAAAACUGUGCCUUCUGUUUAUGAGACUAAUCUUCAACACACCAUGAACCCUGAAUGUAUAUAUCCUAGCCCCUUCUCCCACUGAUGUUCCAUAUCAUACGUGAAUUCCCUAGUUUGUCACCAGCCUAUCCUUGCAUAUCACUGAAUUUUAUCAAAUGUCUUGCCCACAUGGCCGAAUCCCUCCCCACUCCUUGUAUGACUUUGUCAGCUUAAUAACCUGUUUAGUCCUCUUUAUUCCUGCUACAGAUAGGGCUAAAUGGCAUGGAAAUUACUCUGCAGAUGAAAUUCAAAUGACCCACCAGAGACAGCAUCUUUCUCUUUAAAUACGGCUUCUUUUGCCCUUGCUGCCAUUAGGAUUAAAUCCUUCCAGCCAGGUCUCCAUCUUCAGGGAGGCUAAUUGUUUUCUUCCCAACUUAGACUCCUGAUUAGCUUUUUGUUUAUUUUCCAUUACCAAAAAAAUAUUAAAAUCUCUCUAGGACAGACCUCUGACCUGGUGCCCCUCUGAAGCAAUAUGCAGGGGAAAAAAUCAGUAGCUAUCCAGGGUGCACAGAUCAUAAAAAACCACACCCAGUUUGCUUAUACGAUAAAUACUCGUACAUACGUGCACAAAAGUCUCUCUAUUUAUCAUUCCCCUGAUGCUUGUUGGUUAAGUAUAAUCAUGUUCCUGAUGAGUUUUUAUAGAUUUGAUCAGGGUUUUUUUUCCUGGAAAAGAGGUGGUGGAACUAAGUGGUGCACAAACUCCCCUCUGUCUGGAGAUCAGGGGGCGGGGCCACCGUCCAUGUGACCAUUUUUAAGAGGAGCCAGAAUUCCAUUCCACUGCAUUCCCACUGAAAAAAAGCCCUGGAUUUGAUAUUCUGUGGGUUAAGAGAGGUGUAACAUUUUUAGAGGGGCAGAUGUGCCCUGAGGGCCAUUGCUGUUGUUAAAACAAUCAUACCUCUUUCUGUUCUGAGUGAGUCCAAAUACAGCCGUUUCCAUAAGUUUUCAGCAUGGUUGGUUUUGAACUGAGGAAAAGCUGAUAUGGUGGGUGACUCUUGGUGCCUGUGACAUCAGCAACUAACCUCCCUCUCUCCAUUCCGAGACCAAUUUUGCCACUACUUUAACUCUUUUUUUGUAAGAUGAAGGGUGCAUAAAUUCUUAUAUGCCACUUAAAACAAAACUGCAGAUAGCCUACCUGGUAAAAUGAUGGAGGUCUGAAAUACCACCUUGGCAUGGCGUAAAUUGCUAGUCCAGUAUUUGUAGGGUUGCCAACUGCGAGUCAGGAAAUUCCUGCAGAUUUGGAGGUGGAGCCAGAGGAUGCUGGGGUUUGGGGAAGGGAGCUCAGCAGGGUAUAAUGCAAUACAAUCCAGCCUCCAAAGCUGCCAUGUUCUCCAGGGGAAUUAAUCUCUGUAAUCUGGAAAUCAGAUGUAAUUCUGGGAGAUUUGCAGGUCCCACCUGGAAGUUGGCAACCCUAAGUGUUUGACUUGAUGCUAUGUAUUUCUCUAGCACACAGUGCCAAGCCAGUGUGCCUGUCCUCUACGCUCUGCUUGUCAACCAUCAUAUUGUAAACCAUUAUUAUUCACCCUUUCAUUUUGAAAUAUUGUGUGAUACGGGCCUACCUGAGGAUGGUUUUGUAACAAUGAGAAGUUUCAUUAAUAAAGUAAAAGAAAAACA
Messenger RNA from Eublepharis macularius, 7226 nucleotides. RefSeq names its product multimerin 1 (gene MMRN1). The coding region runs from base 224 to 3838 and encodes 1204 amino acids. The transcript is spliced from 8 exons. Gene Ontology annotation, molecular function: protein binding; extracellular matrix constituent conferring elasticity. The record is from RefSeq and is a predicted model, not a curated record. Lineage: Eukaryota; Metazoa; Chordata; Lepidosauria; Squamata; Eublepharidae.